Arabidopsis arenosa is the source of this 2490-nucleotide messenger RNA. The record is from the annotation of a GenBank genome assembly. Lineage: Eukaryota; Viridiplantae; Streptophyta; Magnoliopsida; Brassicales; Brassicaceae.
AGAGAAUCGCUUCAAGUUACAAAUUCGAGACAAAUACGUUUUGUGAUAUCUAAUUUAUAUUCGUUUACGGGGAAGAAGCAUUUCAAGUGAGAAAUGGGAGUGUCUCAAACCGACGGAAGAAUGGAAGGUUGGCUUUAUACCAUCCGACAUAACCGAUUUGGCCUUCAAUUUUCCCGUAAACGAUAUUUCGUUCUUCUAGAAAACAACCUUACAAGUUUUAAAUCUGUACCAUCCGAUCACAAUGAGGAACCUGAGAGAAGAGCAUCUUUAGAUUGUUGUAUUCGGGUUACCGACAAUGGAAGAGAGAGUUUCCAUAGGAAGAUUCUUUUCAUAUUCACUCUUUACAACACUUCGAACCAUUUGGAUCAACUAAAGUUGGGAGCAAGUAGUCCUGAAGAAGCAGCCAAAUGGAUCCGAUCAUUGCAGGAUGCUUCACAAAAGGGGUUUCCUUUUCCGGAUUGCGAAUUUGUAUCUCAUGCAGAGAAGGGACUUGUGAAGCUUGAUGUAUCAAAGAGGAACCGUCGCAAAAACUCUGUGGACUGGACAAAUUACUCAUCGGCAAAUUACUCAUCAACAUCAUUGAAUGUCGAAACAGUAGUUGCGCCUGAUGUCAUUGCACCUUCUCCAUGGAAAAUCUUUGGAUGCCAAAACGGUUUACGCCUUUUCAAAGAAGCUAAAGAUUGGGAUUCCCGCGGAAGGCAUUGGGAUGAUCACCCUGCAAUAAUGGCAGUUGGGGUCAUUGAUGGUACUUCAGAAGAUAUUUUUAAUACGUUAAUGUCUCUCGGUCCCCUAAGAUCAGAAUGGGACUUCUGUUUCUACAAAGGUAGUGUGGUGGAGCAUCUUGAUGGACACACAGAUAUAAUCAAUCUUCAGUUAUACAGUGAUUGGUUGCCAUGGGGCUUGAAUCGAAGAGACUUAUUGCUGCGACGUUACUGGAGAAGGGAAGAAGAUGGAACAUAUGUGAUACUUUGUCACUCUGUCUAUCACAAGAACUGCCCACCAAAGAAGGGAUACGUUCGCGCUUGUGUCAAAAGUGGUGGUUACGUGGUGACUCCGGCGAACAACGGGAAACAAUCACUAGUAAAGCAUAUGGUAGCCAUUGAUUGGAGAAGCUGGAACUUAUACAUGAGGCCAUCUUCUGCAAGAUCCAUAACCAUCCGUGUGGUUGAGAGGGUUGCGGCCUUACGAGAAAUGUUCAAAGCGAAACAAGGACACGGCUUCACUGAGUUCGUUUCAGGGGAGUUUUUGGACACCAAACCCUGCUUGUCCAAGAUCAACACUAGGCCCCUUAAAACAGAGGCCAAAGAGGUUGAUCUAGAGACUGUGAAGGCUGAGGAAAUGGAUAAACCUACUUCAGCACGCAAUAGUUUGAUGGACUUAAAUGAUGCUUCUGAUGAGUUUUUCGACGUUCCUGAGCCUAACGAGUCCACCGAGUUUGAUAGCUUUAUUGAUACCUCUCCAUAUUCUCAAGGACAUCAGCUGAAGAUACCAACACCAGCUGGUAUUGUCAAGAAACUUCAAGAUCUAGCCAUAAAUAAGAAAGGCUAUAUGGAUUUACAAGAGGUGGGUUUGGAGGAAAAUAACAGCUUCUUCUAUGGAGCCACUCUUCAAAAAGAUCCAAGUCUCACUCUGCCUUGUAGUUGGUCUACCGCGGAACCAUCGACAUUCUUAAUUCGCGGAAACAAUUAUCUAAAAGAUCAACAAAAGGUAAAAGCAAAAGGCACAUUGAUGCAAAUGAUUGGAGCGGACUGGAUAAGUUCAGAUAAGCGGGAAGAUGAUUUUGGUGGACGAGUAGGUGGUCUAGUUCAGGAAUUCGCAGCGAAAGGCAGUCCCGAGUUUUUCUUCAUUGUAAACAUACAGGUCCCGGGUUCGGCUAUGUACUCUCUAGCAUUGUACUAUAUGCUGAAAACUCCACUGGAAGAGCAUCCUUUGUUAGAGAGUUUUGUGAAUGGUGACGAUGCUUAUCGCAACUCGCGCUUUAAACUCAUCCCUCAUAUCUCCAAAGGUUCAUGGAUUGUGAAACAAAGUGUGGGAAAGAAGGCUUGCUUGGUUGGUCAGGCACUUGAAGUUCGUUACACCCGCGGCAAGAACUACUUAGAGCUUGACAUUGAUGUUGGGUCUUCAACUGUUGCAAGAGGUGUAACCAAUCUAGUUCUUGGAUAUCUCAACAAUUUGGUUAUAGAAAUGGCAUUUUUGAUACAGGCAAAUACAGCAGAGGAACUACCAGAACUGUUACUAGGAACAUGUCGGCUCAAUUAUCUUGAUGUCUCAAAAUCUGUAAAAGAAAGAUGAGACAUCCCUAAGAACAAACAAUAUUGCAGGAGCAGAGGAUAUUUUCGAUAUUUUUGUUUCUUUGUAAAAGCUGUGGUUUUUUACUGUGUUUCUUGUUAUGUCAACUCGUUUUCACACUCAAACUGUUGUAUAGUCAGGAUCAGUAGUUUGGUUCUCUGUGUUAUCUGAUCCAAGAUUGAAUAAAUAAACUUGUUGAUA